This is a messenger RNA of Gasterosteus aculeatus aculeatus (three-spined stickleback), 1194 nucleotides long. It is a transcript of the gene tmt1a.1, whose product is annotated as thiol methyltransferase 1A, tandem duplicate 1. NCBI's taxonomy places the organism in Eukaryota, Metazoa, Chordata, Actinopteri, Perciformes, Gasterosteidae. Gene Ontology annotation, molecular function: S-adenosylmethionine-dependent methyltransferase activity. The record is from RefSeq and is a predicted model, not a curated record.
AAGCAGUCAGGUCAGUCCCCCCCCGCUCGGUCGGCUGCAACGCACGUCUGCUGCUUAAGGAAUGGCUUUCCUAAUGGAAUGCUGCACUUUCUUGGUCAAUGUAUUAUGCAUCCCCCUCCAUCUGAUCCAAGCCAUGGGCCUGUACGAAGUAUACAAACGAUUCUUCCCAAUCUGUUUGUACCGCUGCUCCAUAAUGUACAACAAGAAAAUGUACGACAAGAAGAAGGACCUGUUCCGCAGUCUCUCCGAGUUCAAGAAGCCAGGCGGGCAGCUCACAAUUCUGGAGAUCGGCUGCGGCACCGGCACAAAUUUUCCAUUUUAUCCGCCCGGUUGCAAGGUGAUCUGCACCGACCCCAAUCGUCACUUUCAGAGAUAUCUGAAGACGUCGAUGGAAGAGAACGACCAGCUCUCCUAUGAGAGAUUUUUGGUGGCGUCGGGGGAGGACAUGGGGUCAAUUGAGAGCGAUUCGGUAGACGCGGUUGUCUGCACCCUGGUGCUCUGCAGUGUCAACGACAUACCGCAAACUCUGCGAGAGAUUCGCCGCAUGCUGAGACCAGGUGGAGCCUUCUUUUUCUUGGAGCAUGUCGUUGCAGACGCCUCAACGUGGGCCUACUUCUUCCAGCAUGUUCUUCAGCCGUUUUGGUACUACUUUGGGGAUGGAUGUGAGGUCACCCGGGAAACAUGGAAACAUCUGGAGGCAGCUGGAUUCUCUGAUCUCCGGCUGAGACACAUCGAGGCACCAUUGAUGUUCCUAAUCAAACCACACAUUGUAGGUUAUGCUGUGAAAUAAAUUCAGUCUCACGGCGUUGGGGUAAGAAUAAGCAAAGCACUUGAAGGCUCUCCUCUCCUUUGUGAUAUUAUUGAUCACCACCGGUGACAAAUAACCUCCCUCUAAAAUGAACUUUAUUUUUGUAUUGGAGAAAAAAAACGGUGUUUUGUAAAGACACAAUAUUAACUCAUUAACACAUUAACUUAAACAUUAGAGACCAUACGGUUUUAUUUUUCACAACUACUGUUUAAUUUUAGAAUUGUCAAAACCGAUAAUGAGAAUCAACAUGAUAAUUAAUGCCUUAUAAUAAUAUAUACCCUUCACAUGUCGAAUGAAUUCAUGUCAAGACAUGACUAAACAGAUGUUUUUGCUGUGUUAACUGUGUUGUGUCGUCAUGAUUGUGAUUAAAUACUUUACUCCCGCUG